AUGUCCGACUUUCCGCAAAUCCGUGAUCUGCCGACAGAUGUCCAAUACAACAUCUGGUCUGCCCUCCUGCAGGCCCCGCGUGUCCAUUUCCUGGAUCUCUUCGGCGUGCUCGAUCUGCGACCCGGCAUCUGGCAACUCCUUUCCGAACAGAUCCAACCGUGUGGCCCAUUCCAAGAGGCUUUGCCGGAAGGCAUACGCGACCUCGAACCACAGCAAGCGAGCGGGCGCCAAUCCCUUGUCAAGAUAACCACCCCGCAAGUCUACCGCGCGAGAUGGGCAUUGUCUGGCUACGCCAAGGCUUGGACCAAGCCACAGAACCUCGGCGAUGAGGUAGACGGAGUUCACAAAGCGGUCGAACAAGCGAGAGAGAGUGGGCUCAGCCAGAUCCCAGGCGUGUUCCGGGACUUGGUCGGGGAACAGUCUCCUGUGUCGCUCGAGAUUAACGGGGAGCGUGAUGUCGUGUAUCUUUCCACGCCGCUUAAGCCUCCUAGAGUCUACACACCCACGGACGGCUGGGGUGACACGUGGAGAUCUCUGAAGCGGGAAAUUCUCUCCCAUGAGCACCGACAAAACAUUGGCCACAACGACCCCAACUCCGGGAUUCCUUACGGCCCCGUUGAGCAGCUCCAACACAUCCACCACCUGAUAAUCCCGUUCCGUAGCAGCGAGCACUACCGGUCGUGCUGUGGCUGCGGCAAAAUGACGGAACACGGCCGCCUCCUUCUGUACAACAGCCGUGAGCGAAACGAGCGCCGGGCUGCUCGAGCAUCCGGCCGUCCGCACGACGCUGUCCCUGGCACGCCGAACGUCAAAUGCACCAUGUGCCGCCAGGUCCGUGAGCAGCCGGGCCCGCUUACACCCGCCACCCGCGAGGCCCUGCUGGCCAACCGACGGCGGGAUAUGCAGCGCCAGGUGUACCGUUUCUUUUUGGAGAAGAACCUCCAUCUGGAUGGGGGGGAAGAGAGGAUACCGAUUGGUACGCAAAACGAGGCAAGGUACGGCGACGACGUGUCUGUCUGCUCGGAUGAUAUUGCUCAAGACGACGCGUACGGGUGGUACAACAACAGUCGCCAGAAGCUACUGGUGGACCUCCGUAAGUUUUGGGACGGCGGCCGAGAUAAGAUCCCACCUCAAUACGUCGAUAUGUCCGGGGGUGAAGAGGCUGGUGGGGCUGCCGGGGGCGGUGGUGCUGAUCCUGACAACCCCCCCAGUAUGCUUCCUCCUCUGGGACCUAACAACUACCAUACUGAUGUGGAGAAACUGCUUUUACAGACGCCAACCCCUUGGAAUUGGGUGGUACCUCACCAUGGAACGCACCCGCACUGCACCAUCACGAGUGUUCACUCCUCAAUGCACCGGGUCUUGCCCAUGGCCUUUUGCGGCGUCGAAACUGUGUAUCUGUUUGACUUCACCCUCACGCUGAAGCCCGAGAUUACACAGCUUCCCAGCCAGGGACGGAGGUGGUACAUCAAGCCUCGUCCUAAGCCGGGCAAUGACGGUGACGAUGCCGGUCAGUCUGGAAGCACUCCGGAUUUGGACAGAGGGGUGUUCAUCGAGGUGCUGGACGAGGACCUGGUCGCUUACAACUCAAUUUGGAUGUUUGAGGACAAUAUUAUUAUUUCCACCUCAGGGGACUCAGAAAUGGGAGAGUCUGAUGAGGAGCGAUUGCGCCUCUUGCCGAAGCUCGAAUUCAGGCUUCCGCUCGACGCUCCAGCCUGGGAGCCCCCGGAUGGAGUUCCGGGAUACGACGGGUACGUCGAGGCCGGGGACGAGGACGAUGAUCCUGAAGGUCCUCUUUUGGAGGGGAUGUUGAGCGAUUUGUGGCCUAUGUUCAACCCCACUUCGGUGGUGGACUAUGCACGGUUCCUGAGAGAGUGGUGGGCUCGCGAGUUUGCUGACGAGGCGGCGGAAACGGGCGGAACGCCUCGCAAAAUUGAGGUCAGACUGGUGGCGUAUUUGGCGUUGGACGAGGACAAUAAGGUGGAUUAUGAGAGACGCAAGAAGGCGGCGACGGUAUGGGGGGCGUCUAUAUGA
Molecule: messenger RNA, 2034 nt
Organism: Dichotomopilus funicola
Lineage: Eukaryota; Fungi; Ascomycota; Sordariomycetes; Sordariales; Chaetomiaceae
Exons: 1
Coding region: 1-2034 (677 amino acids)
Source: RefSeq, a predicted model, not a curated record